Molecule: messenger RNA, 3192 nt
Organism: Frieseomelitta varia
Lineage: Eukaryota; Metazoa; Arthropoda; Insecta; Hymenoptera; Apidae
Product: trichohyalin-like
Exons: 8
Coding region: 720-2726 (668 amino acids)
Molecular function (GO): actin binding
Source: RefSeq, a predicted model, not a curated record
ACUGAACAAUGUUCAUUCCGUCCGUGACGAUCGAUCCGACCUUCAUGUCGAUCGGCACAUAGUUGCAUCGUAAACAGACGUGGGAUACGUCGUAGGAUCAAAUGAAGAGGCGUUUUUCAACCGAGAGAGUCACCGAAAUCAUCCUAGAAGAAGAGGACCGUCUUCUAUUUCGAGCUUGCGUCUUUCUGUGACGUCACGUCGACGAAAAUAUCACGCGGUUAGGGAGGUGCAGUCGUGGCCCUGAUGUGUGGUCCAGGUCUCGAUCUUUCCCAGACUCCCAAAAAUUCUCAACCACUUCGCUCUUCCAUAAUUACCGUUGUCGACGGUUCGUGAGGAUCGGUCGUUCGCGGAUCGGGAAGCGAUUCCAACUCGAUCGCGAAACGUUUUCUCCUAGGUCCAUCACGGUGGGACCGGUGAACCGCGAGGACAAUCCGGAAGAUUUCCCCGAGUGUGAAACGUUUCGAGAAAAGUGGGUCGUGGCUCUCCUACGUACAACCGAUCCCCCACCUUAUUAACAUUUCGUCGUCCAGGAGUCUGUCAGUGGCGCAUCGUUCACGUCCUCGAGAGGAUCCUCGUCGUCAUACGGCUCUCGUGAUUCCCAGGAGCUGAUACACAGAUAUACGCCUGUGCCUUUAUUUUUUGUUCCAUCGACAGGUGGAAGUCGAUAAGAAAGUCGGAGUUAAACGCGAGAAGAGAACCCUGUGACAGAGCAGAGAAGAAUGCCUGGUGCCGGUGGUCAACCACCGCAGAGGACCACUUUUAGGCCGCCCUGGGUCAAGGAUGGUCCGUCACCUCUACCUAUGCCUAGUGCACCCUGGACCCUCAAUUCCAGGAGAGAUUCGAAACCGAAAGACGAGGAACCACCUCCGUUUACCCAGGUUACUCUCAAAAGUGUACCGAAACCAGAAGCGAAGCCCUCGACAGAUGCACAGCCGCGUAAACAGAGCAAGAUCACAAUAAUUCCGUCACAGCCUAAAAGCGAAAAGAAUACGAGCAGUCAACCGGCACCGACGAAGCUCCGCGAGAAUGGACGACAAGAGCCAAAUUCGAGGCCACAGCUCGAACGACAGGUUCGAAUCGAGAGGUCUCGAUCUCGAGGUGACACAAUACCUCUCUCCAAGAGUGAGAGCACCACAGGAGCGCCGACAUUAUCGAAAAGCUCGUCGAGGGCAGCGAUCCCGCCACCACCACCUCCAAGACCUCCGCCACCGCCUCCGAGUAGAACGAUUCUGAAAGAUCUUCCACCGCUGAACGAAGGGCAACAGGAAAAACUAGAAAUGUUGAAACAGAGGCCACGAAAACGUCCUGACUGGGCGAGCAUGAUGAAGGAAGUCGAAAGCGGGAAGAGAUUGAGGCACGUGAAAUGCAACGACAGGAGUGCGCCCUUGAUCGAGAGGGUGAACAAGGUUACAGCUGAUCCAGCAGGGAUGGCACACUUUGUGUUCGAAUCUGAAAAAUCGAACAUGCAUAACCAAUUGCUGAAGCAGAUUCAGGAAGGUAUCAAAUUAAAGAAAGUACAGACCAAUGACCGAUCAAAACCAAUGCUAGAGGGUUUGAGGAAAUUCCGAAGGCAGCUGACGAUAGAGGAACAAAUGCAAAAAGCUGAAGAACCCACGGAUGACUCUAUUUCGGAUGAUAUGGAUGACAUUGAUGCCGUAAGGGAUGACUUACAAAGUACUAAACAAAUGCUUGCUCUUGAACUUAGAAAUAAGGAGGCAUUAGAAAGAGAAAACAAGAGAUUACAAGCAAAAAUUUUGAAUCUUGAAGCAGAAGUUGAACAUGCGAAAUCUCAGAAAAGCGUCCAAGAACAAAGAAAGUAUGAUGAAAAAGUAACAGAAUCGUUGAAAAAGGAAGCUCAGCAAGCAAGGAAGGAUGCUGAGAAAUUCGAAAAAGAGUAUAUGACUGUCUCAGAAGAGAAAGACCAGCUCAAAAAUGAAUUAGAGGAAAUGAAAAGGAUGUAUGCUGCUUUAGAAAGACGAAUGAAAGCUGAACAAGAGCUUGAGCCUGAGCCAAUAAUUGAGCUAGCAGAUGAUGGGGACGAAGCAGCUUGGUACAAUGUUUCAGGAAUGGCACUGGCUGGUUGUCCAAGUGCAAAAGAUGUAGCAAAAAUUGCUUCUCAAAAGAGCAUAGAUAAAAGAGAGCCAAGUGAAAGUGAAGAGGAAGAAGAAGAAAGCUCAGAGGAGGAGGAAGAUGAGGAAGAUGAUCCAAAGGCAGCAGAAAAGCGAUUGCAAAGAGAAAUCAAACUUUUAACAACCAAGAUUACAAAUUUCAAGGACAAAGCAGUUAAUGCCAGAAAAGAAAGACAUGCAUUGAAAGAUCAAAUUAAGCAACAACAAAAAUUAUUAAAAGAAGAAAAGAAGAAGUAUAAACAACUUCAGAAAGAAGUUGACAAAAUGGCUAAGUUAAUGUCAGAAAGUGAAGAUGAUGAUAAAGAUGAAGAAGAAGAGGAAGAGGAGGAGGAAGAAACUGAGUCAGAAGAAUCAGAAUCUGAAGAAUCUGAAGACGAAGAAACUGAAACAGAAGAUGAAGAUCAAUCUAUGGAAGGUCAAAGAAAUAUUUUGCAGAAACAAUCCAAGAAACACGAAGGACGUUUAGCUGCAUUGAGAAAAGGUAAUUAUCUACUUAAAGCACAAGUUGAUAGAUUGAAAGAUGAUUUAGCAAAACAACGAGAAGCUAGUCUCACUCUACAAGAAGAUCUUGACUCUGUGUUAGCAGAAUUAGGUUAAGUUAAUGUAAGAACAUACAUCUAAGAAUGAUUAUGAACAAUUGUAUACAUACACAUAUAAGUAUUACAUAUGAAAAUAUAGAAAAUUUUAUGUCUGAAAAGCCAGACGCAACUUGUACACGCACACUCACCUAGCACCUUUUGUCGAAAAUCUUACACUCAAAAAGAAUUUUUGUUUAAUCAACUACAGAGAUAAAGAUCUCCUAUUUUGUAGUAUCGAUCAGUAAACGCACUAAUUUGUUUUUUUUAGUAUCUAUGGUAAAUAUUCUAUAUGCGUAACGAACUAAAGAAAAAACAUUAAAACAAAAGACAAAAUCAUGUAAAUUUUCUAUACAAACUUUACAUCUAUCGUAAUAUUCUUUGUAAACGUGAAAAACGUUUGUAUGAAAUUACAAAUAUUGUUUUUUUUGCUAUCAUAUUGUUAAAUAUUUUUUAAUAAAAACGAUUAUUAUUCGAUCAAGGUUUUA